AGACGAAGACAAUCUCUGUCUAUAUGGAUAUCCAGAUGGAAGUUGGGAAGUGACUCUUCCAUCACAUGAGGUCCCACCAGUGAUUCCUGACCCUGCUCUUUGAAUCAACUUUGCAAGAAAUAAGAUGAGCCGAGACGAGUGGCUCUACCUGGUUGCAGUCCACAGUGACUCGUGGUUAUUCAAUGUGGCUUUCUUCUACGCUGCAUAUCUAAAUAAAAAUCAAAGGACGCGUUUGUUUAACUUGAUUAACCGUCUGACCAAUGUGGUUGAAGAUGUGAAAAAACGGAACGCUUUACAAAACACGCCUAGAAUAGACAAGAGUAGUGAAGCCAGCGGAAGCAAAUCUAAAGACAAGAGUUGUGAAGCAAGCGGAAGCAAAUCUAGGAUCCCCAAAAGAGAUCAAGUGAUGGACCGAGUAAAAGCACCUCAAAAAUUGUAGAAGAUAGUCAUGUGGAGAGUGAAGAAGAACAAGAGGAGACACCAUGUGGCUGUUGUGGCGAAGUCUACCAGAAGAAUGAGUUCUGGAUCGCGUGUGACUUCUGUCCGUUAUGGUAUCAUGGCAAGUGUGUGAAUGUCACAACCACAAUGGCCGAUGAGAUAGACAAGUAUGAAUGCCCUUUGUGCGCCCAGAAACGAACCAAAGCAUAGACUACAGAAACUGACUGGAU
This is a messenger RNA of Helianthus annuus (common sunflower), 668 nucleotides long. Its product is annotated as PHD finger protein ALFIN-LIKE 3-like. Gene Ontology annotation, biological process: regulation of DNA-templated transcription. The coding region runs from base 125 to 439 and encodes 104 amino acids. The transcript has 3 exons. NCBI's taxonomy places the organism in Eukaryota, Viridiplantae, Streptophyta, Magnoliopsida, Asterales, Asteraceae. The record is from RefSeq and is a predicted model, not a curated record. Gene Ontology annotation, molecular function: transcription coregulator activity; transcription cis-regulatory region binding; histone binding. Gene Ontology annotation, cellular component: nucleus.